Messenger RNA from Nicrophorus vespilloides, 5958 nucleotides. RefSeq names its product potassium channel subfamily T member 2. Lineage: Eukaryota; Metazoa; Arthropoda; Insecta; Coleoptera; Silphidae. Bases 1 to 4509 code for a protein of 1502 amino acids. The record is from RefSeq and is a predicted model, not a curated record. The transcript is spliced from 22 exons. Gene Ontology annotation, cellular component: membrane. Gene Ontology annotation, biological process: potassium ion transport. Gene Ontology annotation, molecular function: RNA binding; intracellular sodium-activated potassium channel activity.
AUGAAGUGUUUCGUGUUGAAGAGUACCGGACUAUUCGGAGGAUUGGUGAUAACCGGUGUAAAUCGUGCAAUAUCUGAAGAGGAUUUAAGAAACCUGUGCGAACCUUUCGGAGAUUUGCACUCAAUAAAACUGUUAGAAAACCACGGGAUGACUGAGGUAAUGGCUUUGGUCGUCUUUAAAUCAGUCUUCUGCUCGCUCAGUUUCAUGAAGAGAUUCAACAGCGGUCUGUACAAGUUCCUGAUGCCCAAGGCGAUCAGUCGUCGUCUCGAUCUGAGACUGAGGAAUCAACUAAUAGAAAUCGAUGAAAGCACUACAGAGCAGAUGAACAGAAGCAACGUGAUUGCGUCUCCAAAUUACAAUUCUUCACCCGAAGACAUCUUCAAAGCAAAACCGGAAUCGUUCAAUAAGCAGAGGAGAAGACAAAUCCGUUUACGGAUACGAAUCGCAAAUUUAUUCUUCAAGCUCCUAACAUGCGUCCUCUACAUAAUUCGCGUUAUCACCGAUCUGAAUCCGACGUACGCCACAUGUUAUGGUUGUAUGCCUGGGAACAAGUCGGAAUACAUCUUAUCCGCGAACCUGACUGAGGAGAAGUUCCAGGAGAAUCCGAUAAUCAAUUGGGAUGCUAUAAUCUUCGUGAACAGACCGCUGGAAUUGUGGAUCGUGCAGGUCAUCCUCGCUGUGAUCAGUCUGACGGAAGCCUUGCUGCUCGCCUAUCUCGGCUACAAGGGCAACAUUUGGCAGCAGCUGUUGUCUUUUCAUUUCAUCUUAGAGCUAGUGAACACAAUUCCAUUUACGAUGACAAUAUUCUACCCUCCACUUCGCAACGUAUUCAUACCAGUGUUCUUGAACUGUUGGCUGGCGAAACAUUCCUUAGAAAAUAUGUUCAACGAUCUGCACAGGGCAAUGCAGAAAUCACAGUCAGCUCUCAGUCAGCAGCUGACGAUACUUUCGGCAACGCUUCUGUGCCUCGUGUUUACAAGCGUUUGCGGUAUACAGCAUUUCCAGAGAGCCGGACACCGCCACUUGAACCUGUUCCAGGCUACUUACUAUGUGGUCGUAACGUUCUCCACCGUCGGCUACGGAGAUUUCGUUCCGGAUAUUUGGCCCUCGCAACUCUACAUGGUCAUCAUGAUAUGCGUCGCUCUCAUAGUCCUACCUACACAGUUCGAGCAGUUGGCAUUCACGUGGAUGGAGAGGCAGAAAUUAGGCGGUUCGUAUUCCUCCCAUAGGGCGCAAUCGGAGAAGCACGUCGUGGUCUGCAGCACCACUCUGCAUGCAGACACUAUAAUGGAUUUCCUGAACGAGUUCUACGCCCAUCCUUUGCUGCAGGACUACUACGUCGUGCUGCUGUCGCCUAUGGAAUUGGACACGACGAUGCGGAUGAUCCUGCAGGUGCCCAUCUGGGCUCAACGCGUGAUCUACAUCCAAGGAUCAUGUCUAAAGGAUGGAGACUUGGCCAGGGCGAGGAUGAACGAAGCGGAGGCGUGUUUCGUCCUAGCUGCCAGGAAUUACGCAGACAAAACGGCCGCGGAUGAACACACGAUACUGAGGUCCUGGGCGGUGAAGGAUUUCGCGCCGAAUGUGGCGCAAUACGUGCAGAUCUUCAGGCCCGAAAAUAAGUUGCACGUCAAGUUUGCCGAGUUCGUGGUGUGCGAGGACGAAUUCAAGUAUGCCCUUUUGGCCAAUAACUGCACGUGUCCUGGAGCCUCCACCCUUGUCACCCUCCUGCUUCACACGUCGCGUGGACAGGAGGGACAGCAAUCUCAAGAGGAAUGGCACCGUUUAUACGGCCGAUGUUCCGGUAAUGAGAUUUAUCACAUAGUCUUAGGAGACAGCCGGUUUUUCGGCGAAUACGAAGGCAAGAGUUUUACCUACGCCAGCUUCCAUUCACAUCGAAAGUACGGAGUCGCUCUGGUAGGUGUCAGACCGGCGGAGCUACCCGAGUUCUACGAGGAUACGAUCCUACUCAAUCCCGGUCCCAGACACAUCAUGAAGAAGAGCGACACCUGCUACUACAUGAGCAUCACCAAGGAGGAAAAUUCCUCGUUCACGGUGGCCAACCAGCAAGUAAACAAUAAUAACACCUCGACGGAGCCGGUAAUUGUUACAGCGGAAGAAAAGAGCAACACACCAGCUAGCAAAGACGGUACCGGUCCUCCACUACUCAUACUGCAAGUCCCCACCUGUGUCACUACAUUCACCGACACCACGAACUUUGCUGCCUCGAAGCAAUGCCUGAAAGACGCUUCUCCAGGUUCCGUGACCUUGGACAUCUCCGUCACCGGUAAUCAUCUGGAUAUUCCGCGGAGUGGUGAUAAUCCCAACUUGCUGAGCCCGGAGGUCAAUCAGAGGAGGAACUCGAGAAGACCCAGCAUCCUUCCAGUACCGGACAUGAUCACCAGCUCCAGCUUGAAUAUCUCCCAAGACAUCACCGACGAAGGCGACGAGAGCGAGGACGAGUUGGAGGAUGACGUGCCCUUCCGAUCGCCCAGCGAGAAAAUUGCGUCCAGUCUCACCACUGAUUCAUCAGACUCUUCGAGACCCGCAUGGCAUGACGAUUGCGCCCGGAUCGUGAAGGGUUUCCCGCCAGUGUCGCCCUACAUCGGAGUCAGUCCGACCCUGUGCUACCUCCUGAAGGAGAAGAAACCCUUGUGCUGUUUGCAGUUGGCCCAAGUUUGCGAGCAUUGCAGCUAUAGAAACGCCAGAGAUUACCAGUGGCAGAACAAGACGAUCAUCCUUGCAGCGGAUUACGCCUCGAACGGGAUCUACAACUUCAUUAUCCCUCUGAGGGCGCACUUCCGAUCCAAAACGUCUUUGCAUCCGAUCAUCCUGCUUCUAGAACGCAGACCGGACAUAGCCUUCCUCGACGCCAUCUCUUAUUUUCCGCUCGUCUAUUGGAUGCUAGGUUCCAUCGAUUGUCUGGAUGAUUUGCUGAGGGCUGGUAUAACUUUAGCAGAAAACGUGGUCGUCGUGAAUAAGGAAUUGAGCAAUUCCGCUGAAGAAGAUUCUUUGGCUGAUUGCAAUACCAUAGUCGCCGUUCAGACCAUGUUCAAGUUUUUCCCGAGCAUCAAGAGCAUAACGGAACUCUCUCAAUCGUCCAACAUGAGAUUCAUGCAGUUCAGGGCGCACGACAAAUACGCGCUGCACCUCUCCAAAAUGGAAAAGAGGGAGAAGGAGCGCGGAUCGCACAUCUCUUACAUGUUCCGACUACCGUUCGCCGCUGGUAGCGUCUUCAGCGCCAGCAUGCUUGAUACACUGCUGUAUCAGGCCUUCGUCAAGGAUUACGUGAUCACGUUCGUCAGGCUUCUCCUGGGUAUCGACCAGGCUCCGGGGUCCGGAUUUUUAACAUCGAUGAAGAUAACGAAGGACGACAUGUGGAUCAGGACGUACGGACGGCUGUACCAGAAGCUGUGCUCAACGACUUGCGAAAUCCCUAUAGGGAUUUACCGAACCCAGGACACGUCCGUUUCGGAUUCCUCUCACCUUGACGAGGACUUUGGACCUGACCGUGUAGGUGUUACUUACCGGCCCAAGGGAGGCAGCAGCACCUGCUUAGGCUGUACAGAUAAUCGUAACUCGAUGUAUUCCAUUAACAUGGGGGAUGAAGCUCGAGAUAACCAUGAGCAGCAGAUCGAAAGGGCGGAGAUUGCGAACCUUGUUAGAUCGCGGAUGGAAAGUCUGAACCUUCCCGCAGUUGAUUACAACGACGUCAGUGAGAAGAGAAGUAGCUUAUCAUAUGUGAUCAUUAAUCCGAGCUGUGAUUUAAAAUUAGAGGAAGGAGAUAUUAUUUAUUUGGUAAGGCCUAGUCCGUUUUCCGCUCAAAAGACGUUUGAAAGGCACAACAGCAGGAGGAAAUCGAACAUAAGCUUCUGCUCACAAACCUUAGUACAGCAGAUGGCUGGAUCGCAGGCUGGUAGCAGGAGGGGCUCAGGUCUAGGUCUGAGCGGCUACCAGUCACCGCGACCUCCACCUCUGGUUACAACCAAAUCCAACUCUCUCUCGUUGCCGGAUAGUCCUACCGUCGCAGGAUACCAGCGCGGCAGAUCCAACUCUUUGCGCGUCAUCGACGACAUCCUCCUCAGGAGAUCCAACUCCUUGCGUCAAGGUUUGACCAACGUCGGCGCCGGUCGCAGGAAAAGCAGUUUAGAGGACGUCGGCCUCUCGCACUUCUCCACAAGCUACAACAGCAACAAUCCCAUCAAGAUCGCACUUAACGGCAGCAUCGGCUUAGAGGUGACGCCUCCGGAAGAGUGCAGCUCCCCGUUGAUGUCCAGCAAUACAGCACUGCUGAUUAAUCCCCCUUGUUCGGGAACUGGCAGCACCUUGAGCUUAGCCCAGAGCGGAUUGCCUCACAGUUCCAGCAGUCUGCCGCAUAGCGUGUUGGGAAUCAACGUUCCUUACGGCGACACCUGUUCCUCCUCAGUCGGUCCUUCGAUGCCCUCCAGCAGCGGCGGCGGCGGCAGCAGCUCCACCGCGGACCCCCAGCAUCUCCAGGGAACAAUCGUAUGAUACAACCUCAUGUGGGGGAGGAGGAUGAGCGGUUUCAAGAAGAAAUGGCUCUAAAGAAACCUCCUCGCCGCACACGUAGAUCACAAACUCCAUAUCUCUAGGUUCAUAGCGAAACAUGACAUAAACAUAUAAGUAUCUAUAUAUAUAUACAUACAUACAUUAUUAUAUAGUAGCUCUAGAAUCUACUAAAAAUAUGAAACCGCAUUUGGCCUUAUAUAAUAACUUUCUAUCAGAUUUUUCUAGACUGAUCUAUUUCGCUCUAAGCCAAAACGACAAAACGGUUGGCGUAGCCAAAUUUUCUAUAUAAAUUUAUUAUUAAUUAUUCAUUAUUAUUACGAUUAACGUUCUAUUUGGAUAGUGUGGAGAGGAACCGGAGAUUUAGCGAAAUUGACAUACCGUAGAUUUACCAUUACGAAAUAUUAUCAUCAUUUCGAAUUUUCGCGUAAGAAUUAUUUUCACUCGAGCAUAGAAGAAAUUCUUCCAUUCAGGCCAGUCAAAAAGAGACGCGAUUUAUCAGUAUCAUUUCUUCAGGUAUGUUGAAUGAGGGAUCAAAUAUUGUAGCAGUUAGGAUUUCGAAAACAAAAAAAAAUGAUAAUGAAAUUAGUGAAAGAAAACAUAUUUUAAGACUAAUUGGCGUAAAAAAAAUUAACUGUUUUUGUCAUUAUAACCAUUACAAAUGAUUGUUAUAAUUUUCAUAAAGAGAUACACGAAAAUACAAGGUAGACGAUUCGCUUUAUUGUAGCUUUAGAAAUGCCGUCCAGUGAAGAAGUUAAAAAAAAAAGAUAAAUACGUUCGAAUAGCGACUGAAGAGUGAAUUAUUCUGUUACUUUUUUUUUCGUUUCCAUUUAGUUUCUUCAGUGAAUCCCUUAUAUAUAUAUAAGUAAAUGAUAAUAUUUAAGAAACUAAAUAAUAGAAACAAAUAGGGUAAAGACUGUGGGUGUGGUCCAAAAGAGUAAAUAAAUUAUUAAAGAAAAUUAAACAAAAAAAAAAACUAAAAUAUAUAUAAUUGUGAGGUGAUAGCUUUUAUCACUACAUAUCUUAUUGCAAAAAGAAGAUGAAGGAAGGAAAGGGGCGCGAAUAGGUAUAUUUUUCUAGGGCGAAAGUUAAUACAGAGGAUGUUUGUCAAUAAUUGGAGCUGGAAAGAGAGAAAUGAUAAAAUAGACCAAGAAAACAGCAACAAAAAAGAAAUAGAUAAAUUUUAGUAAUUUAAUUGAAAUAUGAUAUAAGAUGCUUUGGUAAAUGCUUUAUAUUUCAUUGAGAAUCGUUGAUUCUUAGAGAAUAAUAACGAUUUGUACAUAUUAUAAUAAUAUAAGCUUAUAUACUGAACUACAUAUAAAUAUUGUUAGAAUAUUAAUUGAUUAGCGACGUGUAGCGAUUAAUUAAUUACGACUCUAUAUAGUGUACAUGGGGACUAAGUGAGGACGAAUAUAUCAACGUGUUAAGUUUCUA